Molecule: messenger RNA, 4315 nt
Organism: Dicentrarchus labrax (European seabass)
Lineage: Eukaryota; Metazoa; Chordata; Actinopteri; Moronidae
Gene: ints3
Product: integrator complex subunit 3
Exons: 30
Coding region: 231-3734 (1167 amino acids)
Cellular component (GO): cytoplasm
Source: RefSeq, a predicted model, not a curated record
CCCUCCGCGGAUGUCCGUUAUGUUGCUGCGGUCGGACGGAGAGCAAGCGCUGCCCCGAAACUCCCGAUAAAUCCCCGUUACCGCCCGCAGCGAGCAGCACCGAGGCCCCCGCUCUGCCCGGAGCUCCGAACCGUCCGGUACACCGACAGAAGCACUUAUAAACCGCCCCUGAGCCCGCAGUGCCAGCCCUUCGCAGCUCCGCGGGGCCCGGCGAGGCGCGGCGGCCGCAGAUGGAACCCGCACCGGCUAAAGCGAAGCCGCAGGGCCGGCUGCUGGUGUCCACCCAGCUGGACGCCAAAGACGAGCUGGAGGAGAGAUUGGAGCGCUGUGUGGGAAUCGUCCAAUCGUUGACCAACGGUCUGUCAGAGAGAGAGGCCAAUGACGCCCUCACCGCCAACGUGUGUAAAGGCCAGCAGCAGCAUGAGGAGGUUUGUCUGGGUCUGUUCACUCUGGUCCUCACAGAGCCCACCCAGGCCCAGAGGUGUUACAGAGACCUGACGCUGGUCAACAGAGACGGGAUGAACGGGAUUCUGGUGAAGAUCAACCAGAUCCUGAUGGAGAAGUUCCUCAAACUGCAGGAUGCCCCAAGAACACAGCUGGUGUGGUUGGUCAGAGAGCUGGUGAAGAGCAGCAUGAUGGGAACUGAUGGUGUUGUCAUGACACUGCUAAAACAGAUUGCAGGUGGAGAUAUUUCCAGUAAGAACCUGUGGUUGGCUGAGAGCGUCCUCGACAUCCUGCUGGACCAGAAGGAGUGGGUGCUGAAGAGCGGGAUGCUAAUAGCGAUGUCGGUCUAUACCUACCUCCGACUCAUCGUGGACCACGGAGCUCCGAACCUGCUGACGCUGCGUCAGAAAGAGGUGGACUUCUGCAUCAGCAUGCUGAGGGAGAAGUUUAUGGACUGUCUGAUCAUCGGCAGAGAUCUGGUUCGUCUGCUGCAGAAUGUGGCUCGGAUCCCAGAGAUGGAGCUGGUGUGGAAAGACCUGCUGCACAACCCGCAAGUCCUCAGCCCUCAGUUCACAGGUACGACACUACCCACAAUCCUCAGUUCACAGGUACGACACUACCCACAAUCCUCAGUUCACAGGUACGACACUACCCACAAUCCUCAGUUCACAGGUAUAACGACACUACCCACAAUCCUCAGUUCACAGGUACGACACUACCCACAAUCCUCAGUUCACAGGUACGACACUACCCACAAUCCUCAGUUCACAGGUACGACACUACCCACAAUCCUCAGUUCACAGGUACGACACUACCCACAAUCCUCAGUUCACAGGUACGACACUACCCACAAUCCUCAGUUCACAGGUAUAACGACACUACCCACAAUCCUCAGUUCACAGGUACGACACUACCCACAAUCCUCAGUUCACAGGUAUAACGACACUACCCACAAUCCUCAGUUCACAGGUGUUCUCCAGCUGCUGACGGCUCGAACCUCCAGGAAGUUUCUGGCCUGUCGUCUCACACCCGACAUGGAGACCAAGCUGCUGUUCAUGACCUCCAGGGUGCGUUUUGGGCAGCAGAAGCGGUACCAGGACUGGUUUCAGAGGCAGUACCUGUCCACAGCAGAGAGCCAAUCACUGCGCUGCGAUCUCAUUCGCUACAUCUGUGGGGUGGUCCAUCCGUCCAAUGAGGUGCUGAGCUCUGACAUCCUGCCACGCUGGGCCAUCAUUGGCUGGCUGCUCACCACCUGCACGUCGAAUGUGGCUGCCUCCAACGCCAAGCUGGCACUCUUCUAUGAUUGGCUGUUCUUCAACCCUGAGAAAGACAGCAUCAUGAACAUAGAACCUGCCAUCCUGGUGAUGCAUCACUCCAUGAAACCUCAUCCUGCCAUCACCGCCACACUGCUGGACUUCAUGUGCAGGAUCAUCCCUCACUUCUUUCCUCCGUUGGAGUCUCAGGUCCGUCAGGGCGUCUUUAACUCGCUCACCUUCAUCAUGGAGAAGAGAGUGCUGGCUCACCUCGCUCCGCUGUUUGAUAAUCCUAAAUUGGACAGAGAGCUUCGUUCGAUGCUCAGAGAGAGAUUCCCUGAGUUCUGCAGCUCGCCGUCCCCCCCCACUGAAGUUAAAAUGGAGGAAGCCGUUUCCAUGGACAUGGACAACCACAUGUUGGACAAGGAGGAGGGUUGCUAUGACCACACAGAGGCUGCCUUCAGCGACGAUGAGGAGGAGGUCAACAACAAAGGUGAUUACGUCACACUGCUGUCUGACGAUCUGUCGACCAAUCACUGUGCAGGAAAGAAGAGGGAGUUCAGGUUCCAUCCAAUCAAAGAGGCUGUGAUGGAGGAGCCCGCUGACAUCACACCCUGGCUCGACCAAUUAGACGAUACUAUGAAAGAGAAAGUUCAACAGCUGCAGAAGACCAGUGACACAGAGACUCAGUGUGAGGUGAUGCAAGAAAUCGUGGAUCUGAUCCUGGAGGAGGACUUUGACUCGGAGCAGAUGUCCGCUCUGGCUUCCUGUCUGGCUGAACUGUUUAAAGAUCAUUUCAGAGGAGACGUCCUUCCUGAGGAGAUCACUGAGGAGUCCCUGGAGGAGUCUGUGUCUAAGCCGGUCUGUCUGGUGUUCAGGAACCUGGUCACCAUGCAGGAGGAUAACAGCGGGUUCUCUGUGCUGCUUGACAUGUUGGCUGAAUUUUACCAGAAACAGCCCAAGAUCGGAUACCACCUGCUGUACUACCUCAAAGCCAGUAAAGCAGCCAACGGUAAGAUGAUGCUGUACGAGUCUUUUGCUCAGGCGACAGCUCUCGGUGAUCUACACACCUGUCUGAUGAUGGACAUGAAGGCGUGUCAGGAGGAUGACGUCAGGCUGCUCUGCUACCUCACCCCCUCCAUAUACACUGAGUUUCCAGAUGAGACGCUGCGGAGUGGCGAGCUGCUCAACAUGAUCGUAGCCGUCAUUGACUCCACACAGUUACAGGAACUGAUGUGUCAUGUGAUGAUGGGGAACCUGGUGAUGUUCAGGAAAGACUCGGUCCUCAACAUCCUCAUUCAGUCUCUGGACUGGGAGACCUUCGAGCAGUACAGCACCUGGCAGCUGUUUCUGGCUCACAGUAUCCCCCUGGAAACUAUCAUCCCCAUCCUGCAACACCUCAAAUAUAAAGAACAUCCUGAGGCCUUAUCCUGUCUGCUGCUGCAGCUCCGCAGAGAAAAGCCCAGUGAGGAGAUGGUGAAGAUGGUCUUGAGUCGUCCAUGUCACCCUGAGGACCAGUUCACCACCAGCAUCCUGAGACACUGGGCGUCCAAAUAUGACGACACGCUGGGGGAACACAUCAAGGCCCAGCUGAUCAAGAAUAACAACCAGCCCCGCAAGAGACAGAGUCUCCGUAGUUCCAGCAGUAAACUGGCUCAGCUGACCCUGGAACAGAUCCUAGAGCACAUGGACAACCUGAGACUGAGUCUGAGCAACACCAAGAACAACUUCUUCACUCAGACCCCGAUCCUUCAGGCUCUGCAGCACGUUCAGGCCAGCUGUGACGAAGCGCACAAGAUGAGGUUCAGCGACCUGUUCGCCCUGGCGGAGGAGUACGAGGACUCUCAGGCCAAACCUCCGAAGUCUCGGCGUAAAGCUCCUGCCACUUCGCCUCGCUCCCGCAAAGGACCAGCUCCGCCCACCAACAACGAGGAGGAGAGCGCCUCCAGCAGCGCCUCGGAGGAGGAGGACUCGAAGCCCAAAGCUCCGAAGAGAAAGAGGAAAGGAUCGUCGGCCGUCGGCUCUGACAGCGACUGAUGGACCCUCUGACAAAUCAAACGCCAGCUGCCGCAGAGACAGUCAGCCAACCAGCUGCUCUGACCACUGGAAGAGGCCCCGCCCCCUCCCGAUGACACGCACUGACCGCCACGGGAGGGGCGGAGUCUGAGACGCCACAGACUUUAAAUCCAUGUGGUGAACUGACUUUCACGUGAUGAGAAUGAUGCUGUUUCCAUGGAGAUGAGGACUGACCAGUGGGUCAAAGGUCACUGUGUGGCUUCCCUGUGGCCGUUCUCCCAUAAUGCACUGGGAGGAGGAAACCACGAACUCUGGGAACCAACAUACAGACUGAUUUUAAUCCUGGGAAUAUGAUGAUGAGGAUAUAAAUAAUGAUGAAGAGGAGUGUGGUUGUUUGUGGGUACUUUGUCCCUUUUUUCUUUUCUUUUUUUUCCUUUUUUAAUUUUUUGUUUUGAGGGGGGAUUUUUGACUCUUAUUGUGGAGGAUCCUGACUUCCUGCUGAUUUUAGCAGCUCCUUCCUGUUUGUGUCUCUGCAGUAAAAUCUCGUCUGUUCUCAACAUCAUGUUGAAGGAAAUUCUUCAUAUAAAAACUCAUGGUUUGUU